Polyodon spathula (Mississippi paddlefish) is the source of this 2468-nucleotide messenger RNA. RefSeq lists its product as uncharacterized. The record is from RefSeq and is a predicted model, not a curated record. NCBI's taxonomy places the organism in Eukaryota, Metazoa, Chordata, Actinopteri, Acipenseriformes, Polyodontidae. The transcript is spliced from 11 exons. Bases 207 to 1901 code for a protein of 564 amino acids.
UUUUUUCAAUUAAAAAGAUUGUUUUCUAUUUAUUUUUUAUAUUUCUGCCAGAUUUGGCUGCCUAGGUGAAGCGUUGGUUUUGCCAGGAAGCAGCACCGAAAUUGCAAGAGUUCUGUAACCGACAACUAACAAAUGUAACUACACCUCAUUUCAAGAAUAGUCUUUUGAAGCGUGUUUUAAAGUAGUUUGCUCAGAUUUGUUUAACCAUGACGUCCAGGAAUAUCAGUGGAAGCGCAGAUCUAACGGCAAAGAAACUUCAUCAGGAGAACGUACAGCUGAAACAGGAACUUGAAGACCUAAAGACUCAGUAUCAGCAGCUGCUUGAUGAAGGGAAGGGGGAGACGUUUGACAGGAGGCGUGUGAACCUGUUGAAGGCUCAAGUGAUGCAGCUGGAGAGACAGGUAGUGCUUCUUGCGGAGGGACUGAGUUCUCACGCCUCUCUUAACUUGGAGGUGGGGAAUGCUCUCGAAACCCUCACUGACCGAUUAAGAUCGCUCCUAAGCUGUGAAAACAACUCUCCGGAGGUACCCAUGGCACGGGCAGAACUCACUCAAUUAAUUGAACUGUGUCGAGACGUCAGGCAGAGAUUACAUCGGAACAAUAAGGUCACUAAUGUGGAGAACCUUUCCAUGCCCUGCUUGCUGUUUGUGAGGAAUCUGACCAAACAGCCAGUGACCCUGCUGGAUCUCUGCUAUGGGAAGACAAACAACCUGAACCUACAGCAAGUGAGCGCUUUGGAAUCCAAGCUCAGCCAGCUGCUCAAACACCUGCAAGGCAUGAGGCAAACACUGGGCUUGAUCCUCGCCCCAGGACCAGACCCUCCGGAACAAGCCAGGAAGAUCCUUGCGCCAGCCGUCUACGCUAGACUAUUAAAUCAUGCAAGCCGCUGCAAUCUAGCACUGGAGGAGUGCUGCUCGGACCUGCUGACCCUGUCUCUCAUAGUCCCCUCCGCUCCGUGGGCGAGAAUGGAGCAGCGGGUGAGCCAGGAACUGACUACAGAGAAUGUGCUUUCAGUGCUGCCUGCCGUCCCCAAAGGGGCCCCUCAGCAGCGGGCGAGGAGAGCUGCUGAGGCCCUGGUUAAAACCGCAGAUUACUCCCGACUGAAGGCAUUGCAGCAGGUGGAAGCUUUACAGGCAGAGUUGGAGUUCCACAGGUCCCUGUACAACCUGCAGAUCCAGUACACUGAAGCACUGAUCCAGGGAGUCAGGCAAGCCUACCAGGUUUUCCAGGAGAACGUGGCAGAGACUCUGUGUGCCCCUUUGCAAGGGGUGCUUUCAUGUUAUAGCAGCCUGAAAACAACAGCUUCAGAAAGUGCUCUGCGGGAUUUUCUGACAGUCUUUAAAAACAGCUCUGAGCAGAUCCAGGAGGCAGUGGAGGCUCUGAAGCCAUCACAGAACCAAGGAGAUGAGGCCCUCUCACGGUUUGGGAAGGAGUUCUUCCACGCCCUAGAGCAGCUUCUCAUAGACUGUGCAGAGAAGAGGGACAAAGCCUCUCGUGAGCUGGAAUCGCUGAAAGCUGAGUACGAGCAAGCUUGGGAGAGCUUGCAUUCUCUGGAGAAGGAACGCAGAGAAAAGGGCAAAGGCUCCAGCCAGCACCAAAAGUCUGAGGCCGAGAGCACUGAGGGAGGGGAAGGAGGCCCAGUAAGAACAAAAAAUCCUACUGAGAACAAAAAAGCUGCACUGCUGGCAACAUCUGCUGGAAGGGGGGCCACCCAUGCAACUCUGCUUCAACCCAAACACAGCAUUCUAAAGAAAGCUUUAUCGGUCACAGCUCCUACAUUAGAGGAAGGCUCCUCCCACCACCUGCAGGCUGCUCAGAGGUCAACCAAUCACGACAGAGGAAAGUGCCCACUCAGGAGCAAAAGUGUAAAGGUGCCUGUGAAACCUUCUUGGCAAACUUAAGGGCAGCCGUUUUCCAGAGAGGGAGAGAAACUGGAACGCAGGAUCCAGAAGUCAGUCACUACUUGUCUUUAAGUGGAACAAUGGAAAACAGAGAAGUAAAACAGGGAGAGCUCCCAGUUUAAGAGCUUACUGAAAUAACUCUCCAAACUGUGAGCAUACUGCUUCUUAAGGAAAUGAAAAACACUUGGGAACUUUGUCUUUCUGGUGUCAGGCAAAGUGCACAUCUAUUUAUAUCAGCUUCUAGUGCUGCAGCAGUGCGCUCAUUGAGUGUCUGGGUGGUAGAGGAGAACUAAAGGAACUUGCCUUAUAUUAAAAACAAAAUCUAUUUUUAAAACUAAAUAAAAUAUGCAGGAGACUUUUUGCAGUUGAUUAUUUGUAGCAGUUCAGUCAUGAGACGACCUGCAAGCAGCUUUCAUGUUUUAAAGGUGCAGUUUGUCUGUAGCUUGCAUUUAUUUGCUUUAAGAAAUCUCUUAGGGUUCAGAUUCUCAUACAAAACAUGGAGACACAGGCACUGGCUGUUUAAUUGCUAAACCAAAUGACUGUAUAUUUCUACAAUAAAGUACUGUA